Molecule: messenger RNA, 3879 nt
Organism: Thyridium curvatum
Lineage: Eukaryota; Fungi; Ascomycota; Sordariomycetes; Thyridiales; Thyridiaceae
Exons: 8
Coding region: 1-3879 (1292 amino acids)
Molecular function (GO): catalytic activity
Source: RefSeq, a predicted model, not a curated record
AUGGCGCCACACAAGUCAUUCGCAAAUUAUCCGCUGCCCAAGGAGUCAACGGACGUGACCUACAAGUAUGAGGAGGACAAGAACCCAGUUCUCCGUGGCCUGCCCUUGGCUAUCGGCUCUUCGGUAAUUUCAAACCUUGGCUUCGUGCAGAAGAUCCUCUGGAAGAAUGCUGGAUUUGGCAACUUCAGGAGCGGUGCUGGUCUGGAGGAUGUGCCAUGGACGAUUCAUCCGAUCGUCAUCCCGCUGGCAGACGAGUCCUCGCCAGCUUCCAUGCUGGAUAUCUCCUCCUCCGCCCUGACCACCCAGCAGCCCGCCGACCGCCCCGGCAGGUUUCACUCGGCCGCCGACUUCACGGCGCGGUACCUCUCCCGCGAGCUGACCCCGCUGCAGGUCGUCGAGGCUCUGCUGCCGCUCGUCCAGCGCGAGCCCACCGAUGGGUCCGCUCCAUCCAAGUACUCGCCGGCCUUUGUCGCCCAUGACGUCGACAGAAUCCUUGCGGCAGCCAAGGCGUCGACCCAGCGGUAUGGCCAGGGCAAGCCGCUCGGCCCGCUAGACGGCGUCCCUAUCGGCGUCAAGUGCGAUACUGACCUCGAGGGGUACGUGUCGACGUUUGGCAUGAAGCCGAACAAGAACUACCCCUUCUUCCGCAAGGUACAGGAGAAGUCGGCGUGGCCGGUGCAGAAGCUACAGGACGCUGGUGCCGUGGUCAUCGGGCAUCAGCUUAUGCACGAGAUUGGAAUGGAUACGACUGGUUGCAAUCCUGAAAUGGGCACACCGAUGAACUGGUAUAACAAGUCGUAUUUCCCUGGCGGCUCGUCCACCGGUGCUGGUUCUUCCAUGGGAGCUGGCCUGGUUCCAAUUUCUGUCGGAACCGACGGCGGCGGUAGCAUUCGAAUUCCCUCUACAUACAACGGCCUAUAUGGUCUCAAACCAUCCCACAAUAGGACAAUGUCCUGCUCCUGCAGCACCGUCGUCGUCGGGCCCCUGGCAGCCACCGUGUCGGACCUCACCAUCGCUUAUCGUGUCAUGUCGCAGCCAGACCCCUCGGAUUCGGUCCAAAACAAAUUUGCCAUCUCCUCGCUGCCAACCCCAGGCGCUGACAAGGUCAUCGGCGUGGCCUGGAACUGGGUCGACAAGGCCGACCCGAUCAUCAUAGAGAACUUCAAGAAGACGGUCGACUACCUUGAGAAACAGGCCGGCUACCGCAUCAUCGACAUCGGCCUCCCCUUGCUGCGCGAAGGCCAGCUCGCCCACGCCGCCACCUGCGUCACCGAGGCCUUCGCCACGGCGCGCAGCCGCACGCCCGACCCGGACGACUGGAAGGCCCUGCUCAACUACCCGAACCGCCUGCUCCUGUCGACGGCCCAGCACACGCCGGCGUCCGAGUACAUGCGCUACGGGCAGAUCAAGACGGUCAUCAUGCAGCACCUCGCGCACCUCUGGCAGGAGCACCCGGGCCUGCUGGUCCUGUCGCCCACGACGCCGGCGGCGGGCUGGAAGGUCCACCCGGGCGACCAGGCGUACGGCCUGUGCGACGGCAACAUGACGGUGCGCAACAUGAUGUUUGUGUGGCUGGCCAACCUGACGGGCUGCCCUGCGCUGUCGGCGCCCAUGGGCUACGCCGAGCCGGAGCAGGGCGUCGGCCGCGUGCCGAUGGGCGUCAUGGCCAUGGGCGAGUGGGGCGCCGAGGAGCAGCUGCUGGGCUGGGCGGGCGACGCGGAGAGGUAUAUCAACGAGGCGUACCCGGGCGGCAGGGUGCGGCCGGAGGAGUGGGUGGAUGUGGUUGGGCUUGCGAAGGAGAAGGCGCAAGGGAACGAAUCGACCAUGGUCUACGAGUGGGAAGCGCACAAGGAGACGUGCUACCGCCUGUACAUCGAGGAGAAGAAGUCUCUUGAAGACAUUAUUGAGUAUAUGAGAGUGCAGCACAAUUUUAAACCAAGUAAACGUGCUUUCCAGACACAGUUUCGCAAAUGGGACUUCCCUCACAAGAAGAAUCCGGCACACAAGAAUGACCAACUCGUGGCACGCGUCCACGAGCUAUGGGGCCGCAGUCUGCCCCAGCGGGAGAUGUUGCGCAUCCUCAACGAGGAGGACGGCUUCGACAUCAAGCCGCGCGAGCUGAUGCGUCUGCGCUCCCGUAACAGAUGGCUCCUCCGCGCGCCGAACCCCGCCUCUACUGUGGUAGCGGGCAGGUCCUCUACGGCCAGUAGCCUCGAUGAUGUUGGGAUUGGCGAUGGUAUGCUAGGAAUGCAGCAGCAGCAGCAGCAGCAACAACUCUAUGCCACAGACGCACAAAUCGCACGCGAGGAGCGUCGCCGCAGGUUGGAGACAGAAUCGGCGGAGCGCUGGGCGAGCAAGAAGCGCCGGCGCAGGACACGCGCGUGGGCGGGGAUGCCGCCGGACCCGGAAGGCCUGCCGCCGCGAUUCCCCUCGGAGACGACGCUGGACGAGAGCAGAGCCGUGCUGGACCUCAAUCGGGAUCAGUACCAGCGCCUGCGGGCCCGGUUCCGCGAGAUCUGCGUCGAGGGCGGGAUCGAGAGGAAGACAGUAGCCGGGCCAAAUCGCUGGGAGCAGGCCAAGGAUCGACUGGUGGCUGAAUCUGCGCACCUGCAGGCCGUGAUGUGGACGGCCGAGGGCGGCGGCGAGGAGGCGAAGAAGCUGGCGCUGGAUGUGCUGUGCACGGACGUCACCAAGAGGAUGCGGGCUGGGGAGCCGCGGAUGACAAUCGCCAAGGCGAAGAACAUACUCGGGGUGAAUCCGGAGGAGGCGAGGGCGGUGAGGGGCGCCCUGUACGAUAUGCUAAGGGAGGAUGGGUUCCUCAGCAGGCUGGAGGACGGAACUGAGCGCUGGGACGACCUGAAGGGGCAGUGGCUCGAGGAGUCGGACAUUCUUCAGGGCAAGCUUGCGGCGUGCGAGGACGAAACGGACGCCGAUCAGAAGAGGAAGGCCAUCAAUGCGAUCGCCAGGGACGUGGUCAAGCGGUUCCGUGACGACCAGACGCGGCGCAACCCGGCCAGGAAGGGCAUGCCUGCCCCAACCCUCAACGCCACUCCGAGGCAAGAUGCCCCAGUGCACAUCGAGAUCACGCCCGCCGACAUGGCCGCGCUGGCCAACACGCCGCUCGACCCGGACGGGAGCUACGUAUCGCAUUUGUCCCCGCUCGCCAUGGUCCCCGGCACGCCGGACUCGCACGCCCACUCCCCAGGCAGCAUCGUGCCCAUGCCCAUGCAAGCCCCUUCACCGCAACAACAGCACCACCACCACCUGCAGGGCCCGUCCCCGCACCUCCACCACCAGCGCCUACUCCCCCCGCAGGCCACCGGCGCCGUCAUCGACCCGCAGACGGGCCUGCCGAUGGACCCUUCGGCCCUGCUCCUGCCGCCGGACGUCGCGACCUCGCCCGCCGCGUACCACCACCACCACCGCCACCACCACCCAGGCAACCCCUUCGCCGCGGCACAGUUCGGCGCGCCCCCGGCGUUUCACCAGCAGCAGAGGCGCGUGAGCACGGCGUCGUCGGCGGUGGGCGCGACGCCCGUGUACCUGCGCCUGCACCCGGACUCGGGCGUGGCGGGCGACCCGGCGAGCCCCUGGAUCGCGAUGCUGGUCCACGUGCCGUCGCUGGACGAGGUGCGGCACGUGGCGGCGGGCAAGUACCCCGGCAGCGUGUGCACGGCCGUCGAGGCCGUGCUCAAGACGCCCCAGGGGACCGGUGGCGGAGGCGGCGGCGGCGGCGGCGGAGGGAUGGCCGAGGUGCCGCUUUUGGUUGGGUCGGAUGUGGAGCUUGAGGCUUACUUGACGAGUCCGCUUCUGGAGGGGAGUGCGCCCAUGUUCAACGUGCGGUUGGAUUAUGAGUACGACUCGGUUGCGUUGGGUUAG